AUGGGUGAAAGAAGCGAAACUGAAAAGUCUAUCAGUGAUGAAGUUAAAAAAUCAAUAAAGAGAAGUGAGAAAUCGGAAGAUUUAUCCUAUCCUGUAUUUCUUGAACAACCUAUUGUAUGUGAUGGAACUUGUGAGCUAUGUCAGGAAUUGUCUGAAUUGAGAAAUUCUGAAGAGCCAAUUCUAUCAGAACAUGAAGUAGAUGAAGAAGAUAUAGAAGUGAAGUCAGCUCGAACAGUAGCUUUCAAAUGCUGUCUUUUUGCUGAAGAAAUGGCUCGUUUCGAAAACUGGGGAGCAGCAUAUCAGUACUAUUUGCGUGGUUGUAAGAUUCUAAAGAUGCAUGGAGAUGCCGGAAACUCAUUUGCAUUUGAUAUGCCCGACUUCAGAGUUUACAUCUACCGCUGUAUUCUCUGCUUAUAUCAGCAUUUUAUGCAAAACGAAAAUUCGAAUUCCUUAAAGUUGGCUAUAGAUAUUGUUUGUUCAAUGUCAAACAUAGAUCAUAUUCAUCCAGUAUGGCAAGAACUUAUGGGUCUUCUUUUGUACGAAUAUCAAAAAUACUAUUGUGGAGCUGUUAAAAGCUUUUUGGCAUUUGUCUUUAUUGGUGGAUUUCGGCCAAAUAAUUUGAAACCUUUUCACUCACAAAUCUUUGCUGACUGCUGCUUCAAAAUGUUCGAACAGCAAGAUAAAAGUUAUGAGAAGGUUGAUAAAAAUCCAUUUAUAACGUCAGACUGGAUAAAUUUAUGGGCGAUAUGUCCAUCUGAUGACGUAAUACUUGAAGAUUUCAUGUCUGUCUACUUAGAAUCAAAUAAGCCAGGUGGUGUAUGUUCCAUCAUUGCAAGUGAAUAUCGGAAAGCUCUGGAAGCAAUGGCUGUCGGUUGCCACAGCACUGUAAUUACGACGCUAAAAGAUGCACAUGAAAUAAAAAAAAGACCAUAUCGGGCGGAAGCGUAUCUUCUAGAAGCGCUGAUCUAUUCACAAAUAUCCGAUGCCGAAGUUAUCGACUGCUUAGAUAAAUUCGUUAUUUACUGGGAAUUUGAUCAAUAUCAUGUAUCAACGUCUCGACGAAAAAAAAUAUUCAUGCGAUAUCUGAGUUUAGCACGUUCAAUACGCAAGGAUCCUUUUUACUUGCUGAAAGCUUAUACAGCAGUUGAAAUCGAAGCAGCAGAAGCAAUGAUGAGAAAAAGUGGCUGGGCCAUGUUGAGACUAAAAGAAUGCAUAAACGAAAUUGAUGUCAGCAAUCAGUGUCAAAAGGAACAUCGCAUUUUCGCCCAGUGGUGUCUUUGUUCGGCAUAUUACGUUAUCGGUCGAUUAGAUAAAGUUGUUAUUCAUGGGCGAAAACUAGGAAAAUAUUUGAUUUUUCCAGGUUUUAUCUCAUCAUUGCUCAUUGAGUUAGAAUUUGAGAAGCAGUCACGAAAAUGCAAUAGCAAACUAAAUGAUUUGGAAGAAAGAAUUAAUGAGCUUCUAAAACGCGAUCCAGAGAAUUUCCGUUUGCACUUAAUUUUAACUGAAUAUCAUUUGCAAAGAAUGAAUUUGCAAAAGGCAGUAGAAAGUGGUAAUAAUGUGCUAAAAUUUUGGCCUGAUCACCUUACAAGACUUGUUCCACGACUUUUACGUAACAUACUCAUGAUUAAUUGCGUGAAUGAAGCUGUAGCUUAUGCAUCAAAAGUUUCUGGAAGUUCUUUCACUCAAUAUUCGCAAAUAAAUGGCAGAUCAAAGAAGCUCUAG
Thelazia callipaeda (thelaziosis nematode) is the source of this 1722-nucleotide messenger RNA. NCBI's taxonomy places the organism in Eukaryota, Metazoa, Nematoda, Chromadorea, Rhabditida, Thelaziidae. The record is from the annotation of a GenBank genome assembly.